GUUUCAUUGUAGCUGAAGAAGAAGAAGAUGGUUACUGCAGGCAACGUCCAUGGUAACGUCAACAUCACCCGGCGCUGCUAACUUUUUAUUUAGCGAGGGUUUCUUUCUUUGGUUUUCAUCGAAGAACAUCUAUCUGCAAAACUGCUUUCGGUCGGUUGGCGAUUUUCCAGACAUAAAGGCAUCAUGGCGAGCCAGCGGCCUCCCUCCAGCAUGGGCCGGCCCAUGAGCCGUAGUGGAUCUGCGGUCCCUGGUGCUGGAAGACCCCCGACAGCUGUCCGACCUCCUCCGACUGCUAUUCGUGUUGCAACAGGGAUGGUUCCAGGUACCAGUGGUCAUCCUGGCAUGAGAGGAGGAAUCUCCAUCACGACUCCUGGAGUCCUGUCAGCUCAGAUCAGAGUGACCGACAGGCCUGUCACCCAACAGGGGCUCAGUGGGAUGAAGACUGGAAUGAAAGGACCUCAGAGGCAGAUCCUGGAUAAGUCCUACUACUUGGGCCUUCUCAGGAGUAAGAUCAACGAGUUGACCACAGAGACGAGCAAGCUGCACAAAGAGAUUGACAACUACCACCAGGAGAACUCUGUAUACCUGUCCUAUGAGAAGAGAGCUGAAGGCCUGGCAGCAGAGAUUAAGGAUCUGCAAGGGCAGCUGGCUGACUACAACAUGCUGGUGGACAAGCUCAACACUAACACAGAGAUGGAAGGAAUGAUCGACGACUACAACUUUCUGAAAGCCCAGAAUGACAGUGAGGCGGAGAGCAUCGACAGCAUCUUCACUGAGAGGAGAGAGAGAGAGGAGGCCAUCAGGGCGAUGGAGGAGGAGAUCAGGAGGGAGAGACGGGUGGCUGACGAAGUCGUCCAGGCAAUGCCAGCCGCAAAGCACAAGAAAUACGUCACCAUGACAACCACCAAUGAAGAGCUGCUACAGGAGCUGACUGUUCUCCAGGAGGAGCUGGACAUCCUGAUCACCAGGAAGGAGGACUAUGAAGCUGAGCUGUCCCACUCACAGGUAAAGCAGGAAGUGGUUCGCCUUCAUGAGACGCUGUCAGCGCUGGAAUCCAAGCGGGACACCAUGGAGGCGGAGCAGAAGAGCCUGGGCUCACCCAAGGAGGAGUUAGAGAAGCUGUUUAAGAAGGUGAAGGAGGACAACCAGGAGAUCGCCAGCAUGGACAGACAGCUGACAGAGAUCAGGGACAGAACUGGACAGAUCACAGAGGAGAUCCGACACCUGGAGCAGGACUCGGAGGCAGCUCAGGGGGAGUGUCAACAGAAAUAUAAGGAGAUGAAGAGGAGAGAAGAAGACAUUGACCGGUUCCUGGAGUCAUUUGAAGAGUCCAGGGCUCAGGAACAGGAGAGGAUGAGCCAGAGUCAGGAGAACAUCGUGUCACUGCUGGAGCUCUGCAGCCGGAACAUGUUGCGGCUACGUCAGGUGGAUACGGUGACGGCCAGCGAGCUGAGGAACAUGCAGGAGGUUCUGGUCAGCAAAGAAACAGAGGUGGUCCAAUCAGAGAGCACCGCCAGAGGACUGACAACAGAGUCCCAGCGCCUGCAGCAGGACCUAGAGAAGGUCCAGCAGCUGGAGGGGAAGAUCACAGGAGAGCUGAACACUCUGAAGGACCGCGUCAACACCAUGGAGUCUGAGCUGCUCACCUACAGAGACCUGGACACCCUGAGGCAGUCAGCCGAGGAGAAGAAGAAGAGGCUACAGGAGGACCGGGUGUCGCUAACUCAGCGUCGAGAUUCAUUUGAUCAGCUGCUGGAGGAGAUGAACCAGAAAUAUGAAGCUCUGAAGACCAAGCUGGAAGAAAAUGAGACUCAUGCUCAGCUGGCUAACCUGGAGAGGAAAUGGCAGCACUUGGAGCAGAACAAUUUUGUGAUGAAAGAGUUCAUCGCCUCUAAAUCUCAGGAGAGCGACUACGCCUCAGUGGCCAAGAACGUCUUUCAACAGGUGGCCGAGUACAACAGAAGCCUCAUAGAGUCACUGCAAAGCAACAAGAGCUGAAGACGUCUGCACACACACACACACACACACACACACACACACACACACACACACACACACACACACACACACACACACACACACACACACACACACACACACACGACUGUCAGAAACACUCCAACACGUCGUCCAACAUUUUCAGUAAAACGUUCAGUUUAUUGGGUUAGGAGCAGCUAAGAAGCUUCUUUUGUCACUUAAACUGUAGCCACCCUAAAAAUAGAUAUUUUGAAUAUUUUUAUGCUGUCUGAUGUCUGAUUCAAGAUCACCAUGUCAAGGUUUCCAUCAGAAAUAAAAGUGGAAGAUUUUUAAUAAAAGCUACAGUGACUUUU
Molecule: messenger RNA, 2330 nt
Organism: Acanthochromis polyacanthus (spiny chromis)
Lineage: Eukaryota; Metazoa; Chordata; Actinopteri; Pomacentridae
Gene: ift74
Product: intraflagellar transport 74
Exons: 20
Coding region: 184-1998 (604 amino acids)
Biological process (GO): intraciliary transport involved in cilium assembly; cilium assembly
Cellular component (GO): centrosome; intraciliary transport particle B; cilium
Molecular function (GO): beta-tubulin binding
Source: RefSeq, a predicted model, not a curated record